Hyalella azteca is the source of this 1332-nucleotide messenger RNA. RefSeq lists its product as uncharacterized. The record is from RefSeq and is a predicted model, not a curated record. Lineage: Eukaryota; Metazoa; Arthropoda; Malacostraca; Amphipoda; Hyalellidae. The transcript is spliced from 7 exons. Bases 177 to 1166 code for a protein of 329 amino acids.
UGGCGUGCGUGACUUCGCUGUCACAAGUAUUUUUGUACUUGUUAGGCAGCCUUUGGUCACACUCGUGAUUUAUUGUCCAUGGUUCGAAUGAUUAAACUAUAGUUGAAGAUUGAUUAAAGUAUUUGAAACGUUUUCAGUAAGCGUUUACGGUUCGAACUUUUUGCAUAAUUUUGAAGAUGAGAAAGUUGGAAAACAAAAGGUUGAAACUUGCGCUGGUCAUCACAUCAGCAUCACUGGUUACGAUGGCUGUGAUGAGUCGUCAUAUCCAACUUCGUGUUGAUGUCGACAAAAGAGUGCCUGAAUUUCAUACACAGAACACAGGACUCGCCGAGAAUGAAAUGUAUCUGCGAAGAACGACGAAUCUGGCACAAAGACACAAUGAUGUCCAUGUUACGUGUCAAAUUUUUGAAGAAAAGAUUAGUGAACUAAACCAACGGCUGACGAGGAUAUCGAAGUCUCUGGAGCGUCUGUGGUGUGCCACAAAAGACGUCAUGAGCACCGGCGGCUUCUGCGUCACCGCAGACAGACUUUACACCGGCGGCAACAGCUUCUUUGACCCGGAGAUGUGUUACUUCGUGGAGGCGUUGGUCGGCAACGUCUCGAUUGCGGACUUCGGUGCAGGGCUCGGCAAGUACGGCAUGUGCUUCCUGCGUAAAAACCAAACGGAAUUUCGACUGGACGAUAAACAACGAUCGCAAUACAUCGCCGACUUGCAAACGGAUUUGAACGAUAUUCAGAACAAGCCUCAAAUCGUCUAUUCCUGGCAUGGUUUCGACGGCGGCAUCGACAUCGAGGAGGUGAGCGGCGGCUUCAUCGCGCACGCCGACCUCAGCGAGGAGGGACUCUGGCUCGGUAGGAGGUGGGACUGGGUGAUGAGCAUCGAGGUGGGGGAGCACAUCCAUCCUAAACAUGAGGACUUCUUCCUUGAUAACCUCAUCCGCCAUGCUUGUGCAGGGAUAAUUUUGACGUGGGCGGUGGAGGGCCAGCCUGGUCACUACCACGUCAACAACCACAACAACGAUUACAUCAAGCAAAGGAUGCGCGACAAAGGCCUCAUCGUGGACGAAGAUGCCGAGAAACUAUUGAGGCAAGUGACGAGGAAGUACCUGAUCAACACUCCCAUGGUUUUCAGGCUCCCAAGCCCCAAAUCGUGCCUCACUAAAUAAUGUUAUUUAUGUGCCAAACCAAAGAAGGAAUGUGAUCGGCCACUGUCGCAAUAUUAAACCUGAUCAACUGUAAAUUUCCCUGUAAUAAUUAAACCUUAAUAAUUACCGUGGCUGCCCAGACAACUGAGGUUUCCUUGCAGUCGCCACCAAAGUUAGAGUGUAAAAG